Messenger RNA from Scatophagus argus, 1912 nucleotides. It is a transcript of the gene sptssa, whose product is annotated as serine palmitoyltransferase, small subunit A. Gene Ontology annotation, molecular function: serine C-palmitoyltransferase activity. Gene Ontology annotation, cellular component: serine palmitoyltransferase complex. The transcript is spliced from 2 exons. Bases 4 to 210 code for a protein of 68 amino acids. Gene Ontology annotation, biological process: ceramide biosynthetic process. NCBI's taxonomy places the organism in Eukaryota, Metazoa, Chordata, Actinopteri, Scatophagidae. The record is from RefSeq and is a predicted model, not a curated record.
GCCAUGGCGCUGGGUGACUGUUGGAAGCAGUUGUCCUGGUUUUACUACCAGUAUCUUCUGGUGACGGCGCUGUACAUGCUGGAGCCCUGGGAGAGGACGGUGUUCAACUCCCUGCUGAUCUCCGUGGCCGGCAUGGCCAUUUACACUGGAUACGUCUUCAUGCCGCAGCACAUCAUGGCUAUCCUGCACUACUUUGAGGUUGUCCAAUGACACGCUCCGUCCACCUGUAGGUCCCAUCUGUCCCUGGCUUCCUGUCCUUCAGCCCCCUGGCCUGUGUGCUUCCCGUCUCCUGGGCUCCAGGAGGGGAUUGUUUCCAAACUCCAACCACAUCGAGGCAGAACUUCUCCUGUCUUCCAGAGCGGAUUGAAUAUCCGAGGUCAGCCUCUUGCUCGAGGUCAUGUUGGAUGAUGUCAUGCUGUCAUUCCCCGGGACUGUUUCUUCUUCUCUGAAAUACUGUUGGGCUCAGAAGCAAGAACAGGACGUGCUUGAUUUUGUCUCGUGUUUUGUUUUUAUCUUCUUAAGUCAAGUACUCCUAACUGAUCUGUAAAGAUAUAAAUUAUAUGGAUGUCUGGUUGUGUGGAAUUGGUGGAUUCUUUUUAUAUUCCAUUAAUACAUCAAACCAUCGUUGUCUUAGAGCUCUGUGCAGCAUCAGGAAACGGUGACUGAUGGACCAAAUACUUUUCCUCUGUUUUAUGAGCCACAUAAGAUGAUUGGAGUGGGAUCAUAUCUCUAAAUGAGGCCUGGCUAAUUUUCAGCCUUCACCAUCAUUUUCCACUGCUUCAGUGUCGUAGACUGAGCGUUGGAAGGGGUUGCAGAUUAAAUUCAAGACAUUGGAGAUGAAAACAGUGUAGAAAAUGGGAAAAAAAUGUUUAUACUGUAGGCUUUCUUUGUUUUUCUGAACUUGUAAAUCUGAGUUUUCUUUGCAAAAUGCUUGAGAGUCACAGGAUGAAUCUUACCGGAGACAACAUAAAAUAUGUGUUCAGCUGACUUUUUCUGAACUUUGUGUGAUAUUUGCUUUUUCCUAUUGGAAAGUAAAUGAACCAGUUACUCUCUUCAGACCUCCAACAGGCGUAACAUGGAAAAUCACUUAAACAUCGCUUUGUUUAAAAAUGGUUGAGAACCAGCGUGCAGGAAGAGCUUUUCAGGCUGCACUUUGGGUCUCGCAUCAGACUGACCCCAACCAACACAUAUUUUUUUUAGAUUUUUGUAUUUAUUAUUUCUUCCUUUCAAAAUGCUGCAUCAAAAUGUCAUUGAAAGCACAGAAUGAGAGGUAACAGUGCUUGUUUAAUUUGGAGAACAGAAGGCAGGAGGUCAGAGAAAGUUAGCCUGGAGACUGCAGAAGGGCCAUCAGACACCUUCAGGUCUGAGGAGGCUUUGGGGUGGAACAGUCUUGAGUUGUUAAUGAUGUAAUUUGUCUUGAAAUGAACAUAAAAGACGUUUCCUUCAUAUUUAAAUAACAAGUCUUGAUGUUCAGCGUUUCUCGUUACCUGCAGCUUCCUGUAUUCCUGCGGCGCUCUGUUAAAGCUAACAGUGGUAGUUGUCGGGUGUCCUGGAUGAAGUGACACUUUAAAUGCAGAGUGGAGUCUUUAUGGAGGCACCAGUGUGAUGGAUGAUGGUGGUAAGCAGGUUGAAGAUGAAAGUGUUUUAGUCUGCAUAGCAUCAUUAAUGGUUUUAAGAUUUUGUGUAAUCAUAUUUGCUGAUAAGUGCUCCGAAUGCUACUGGUGUGCCCUUUUGAAACUUUGAUUAUUUUUCGUUGCAAAACUAUGUAUUUUCUCAACUUUGUGUAUAUAUUCUUGUAUACAUAUUUGUAAAGUUUUUUAGUCAAGAUGUUAGUGUUUGGAGUGAAAUAUUUGUGAACUACUUGUGAUAAAUUCUCCUGUAACUGAAAUAAUUAAAGAGAUAUUUCACCAAA